AUGUGCGACGCCAAUGCCAACGGGGAGCGAUGCAUCGGUGCAUGGAACAGUGUGCGUCCGGGUCGGACCGUGUACCUGACACUGGCCUUCGAGAUCAACCGCGGACCGACGGAUCUGACGCCCAUCUUGGACGCCGGCCAGUUUACCGACUGCACGCUGAUCUCCAGCGAUGGACGCACCUUCUCGGCGCACCGUGCUAUCCUGGCGGCCGUGUCACCCAUCUUCAUGGAACUUUUUGAGAAACAGGGAGACCAUCCGCCCAGCCACUUUCUGAUCGACCUCACCGGGGAGCUCUUGGAGACGCUGCUGCAGUACGUGUACGAUCGGAUGCCGAUGAAGUUGGCCGGACGACUGGAGGAGUUCUGGGCGGUGGCGGAGCAGUUCGAGAUGACGGCGCUGCAGUGUGCCUGUGAGGAUAUGAUGAUGGCGGAUGUUGGGAGGGAGAACGCGAUGAAGUACUUUGAUUUUGCGCGGGAACGUGGACUGGAGCAUCUGCAGCGGAAGGCGGCUACGUGCAUUGCUAGCGACCAGUAA
Molecule: messenger RNA, 534 nt
Organism: Paramacrobiotus metropolitanus
Lineage: Eukaryota; Metazoa; Tardigrada; Eutardigrada; Parachela; Macrobiotidae
Product: speckle-type POZ protein-like
Exons: 1
Coding region: 1-534 (177 amino acids)
Molecular function (GO): protein binding
Source: RefSeq, a predicted model, not a curated record